This is a messenger RNA of Aspergillus novofumigatus IBT 16806, 552 nucleotides long. RefSeq lists its product as uncharacterized. NCBI's taxonomy places the organism in Eukaryota, Fungi, Ascomycota, Eurotiomycetes, Eurotiales, Aspergillaceae. Bases 1 to 552 code for a protein of 183 amino acids. The transcript has 3 exons. The record is from RefSeq and is a predicted model, not a curated record.
AUGCGCCUCUGGCUCAGGUCAAAUCCUCGUGAGAUCAUCAUCGCAACUGUCGAGCGGAACAAGGCCCGUGUCGAGCAGCUUAUCGAGCCAUUCCGGCAGAAUGCUGAUAAAAUCAUCCUCCCAAGGGGAAAAAUCUUUGCUUUGGUGGAUGACGAUGUUUACUGGCGCGUCAACACCGUUGUCCCCUACGUCUUGGCUCCGUUUGAGGAUGCCGAGGUCGGUGCGGUUGCCGGUAUACAAAGCGCUGAGGUCCCGCCCGAGCGCCAAGAUGCACGAGCGAUUACUCCCUGGGAAGCAACUGCGACAUUUGACUUGAACCAGUGGAAACGCUCUCGGGAGGUGCACUUCGCUGCGGAUGGAGCCUGCUGGUGCCUGUCGGCACGAACACUUUUCAUCCGUGCUUCUAUCCUCCAGGACCAGAGCUUUGCCGAUGCAUACACACAGGAGGUCAUCGGACGCAGGAUCGUGAACACCGCUGACGAUGUCGUUUUGACGGGGUUGGUAUUCGACCGCGAAUGGAAGGUGUCGAUCCAGAAUACCCCCGAAGCCUAA